Messenger RNA from Canariomyces notabilis, 936 nucleotides. RefSeq lists its product as uncharacterized. The transcript has 5 exons. NCBI's taxonomy places the organism in Eukaryota, Fungi, Ascomycota, Sordariomycetes, Sordariales, Chaetomiaceae. The coding region runs from base 1 to 936 and encodes 311 amino acids. The record is from RefSeq and is a predicted model, not a curated record.
AUGAGUCCAACCACCCAAGCCCUCGAAUACUCAGUUGACCAAGAGAUAGCCGACUUCUUCACCAAGACAACAGCGACCCGCUCAGCAUGCGAUGCCCGCGCAAAGGAGCUCGCCGGGGGCAACGUUACCCCGGUAGCCGUGCAGGGCGUAUGCAGCUACUCGGUGUACGCCGGGCCAGGGGAUGAGUUUGUCGUUCAGUUCCGGCUUAAAUCCCUCCAGCUGAGACCAGACAUUGCACAGCUCGCGCGGGAGAUCUACGGUCCUUGGCGCCGGAGUGGAAAGGAGCCGCUCUUGGUCUAUGUCAUGAGCCGAGUGCGCGGUGUUAGUCACCUGGACUUUGUUUUGGCGCAUGGCUUGCCCCCUAACGCGCCAGAGAACUUCACAUGGAGGAGGAAUCUCAUUGAGGAUGUUGCGAGGUUCUUUGCCCUGGCAUGGAAGGCGCCGCAGCAUAUUACCCCCUCUGAACGCGACAUCCUUCGCUAUACAUAUGAAACGGAACUGCGGCUCUUGCUCACCUCUCUACCAGCCCCUGUCUUCUCUCUGCCCAUGGUACUCCUCCACAAGGAUUUUGGUGCCUGCAACAUCAUGGUAGAUAGCGUGUCAUUCCAUCUGGUUGGAGUGAUCGACUGGGCUGAAGCUGAAGUUGGGCCCUUUGGACUAAACCUGCACUCUAUACAGUUCCUGAUGGGCCAUUUCCAUCUUAAACAUGGCUGCAUCAGAUAUGACGAUUACGACGUUUUAGAGCAGGCCUUCUGGCAUACGUUCCGCGAGGAAGUAGGGGGCUUAGGAGUCGUCGGGCUGUUGCUGUCAUUGGGCUUUACCAGCCGUCUGGCCAAUAUGCCAAAGCCAGAGCCGAUUCGAGACGACGAAAGCGGUGCCUACAACAUGCGUCACUUGGACGGCCUGCUCAUCAAUCCAGCCACAAGGUUCACGUAA